Molecule: messenger RNA, 153 nt
Organism: Nilaparvata lugens (brown planthopper)
Lineage: Eukaryota; Metazoa; Arthropoda; Insecta; Hemiptera; Delphacidae
Product: protein PXR1-like
Exons: 2
Source: RefSeq, a predicted model, not a curated record
AUGCUGAAAACAACAAGCGCACAGCAAAUAGUAGUUGACCAAAUAGAAGCAAAGGAGAAGAUGAAAGAGGAGAAGAAGAGGGAGAAGAAGAAGAAGAAGAAGAAGGAGAAGAAGAAGGAAGAGAAGAAGAAGAAGAAGAAGGAGAAGAAGAAG